GGCCGGAGAGAAGAGCGAGAGGCUGAAUGGUGAGGCGGUGUAAGAUCGGCGGCUGCUGGCGUGAACAUGGCGGAGACGGUGCGCUCGCUUUUCGAAUACCGAGAGCCUCACAGCGACGGAGAAGGCGUCAAACCGACUCUGUUAACACGGGGGCGUGGAUGUGGACGGAAAAGGAAAGGCACACCUGUGAAAGUGUUUGUCACUCACACUGAGGAGGAGAUUGUGUCCGAACACGGCUGCAGCAUAGGUAACCGUAAGGAUGCUGGAGAGACUAAACAGCCCUCACUGGAAGGGCCCUUCUACAGCCACGAUCCUGCCCCUCACAACUGCAGUCCGUCAGAGCAGACUCAAGAAAAAAUGUCUGCUGGAUCCAAGGCCAGCUGUUGCUCUGCCUCCACACCAACUCCAGCGGCCUCCUCGGCCCCGGCCCUGACGCCCGUGCCUGCUCCUGCCCCGACCACCACAGCCUCGGCUCAGUCUCUUUCUCUGACCCCUGCGUCCACUGCUCCGGCUGCCCCCAAAGCCUCUGCUCCAGCUCCAACUGCCAGCUCCUUCCCUCCCUCACCCAACUGUCGGAUCCGCGAGGUCCACUGUGGCAGCCAGGUCCGAUUGGUUGUAAUCGCCAUCCGAGAUAUCACAAAGGGGGAGGAAAUCACCGUGGACUACAGCCUGACAGAGUGGGGGGAGAAUUUGGGUUUCCGGGCCACUGUGUCUCCAGCCCAGCAAGAGUGUUGCUCUGACCCUGAGAAUAACAGCAUCAUCAAAAAGGAGGAGGAGCCUCUGUCCCUGACAGGUCAGCAGCAGCGGCUCCAACAGUAUCAGCAGCAGGAGUACGUCACCCCUUCUUGGUCCCUCUCCCCCUCCUCCUCUCCCAUCUCGCGCUCCGACGCCAGCGACUCAGACGCUGGAGACGAGGACUGUAGCCCGCGUGGGCGUGCUCUCCGCCAAAAGAAGAAGCGCCGUAGCGCCCCCACGAGGAAAAAGACCCCGCACCGGACGCCUCCCGGGCGCCCCCCGUUGCCGUCCCCCUCCACCUCUCCUGCUCUCAGCCGUCCACUUGCUUCCUCCCAUCCUCCAGCGGAGUCCUCUCCCUGCUCAUCGUCCUCCUCUAAGCCUGCCUUUAAGCACCCAUCUCCUCUGGGCUCUGGCGGCACAGGAAAUGUCCCAAAUGCUCCGAAGGGGGGAGUUUCCAUCGACUCCGUACGGCAGACCUGUGAAUACUGCGGGCGACACUUUCGCUCCCUCGGGCGCCACCUAGAUAAGCACCACGCCCACCAGCCGGAUGUGUGCUCCGCCCUGGUCGAGCGCUACACACAGUUGCCCCGCAUGCCCAACACACUCUCCAGUACAGUGUUGGCCCACGCUGACCAACACGCAAAGUUCUCCCACGCAAGAGGGCAGAGAAGCGGCAGCGACCCCCUGCACAGUGGCGCCCAAGACCUGACGGUGUCUCCGCCCACUCUCACCUCAGCCAGCCAGUCUCCUGCCCCCUCUGGACGGAGCUCCGCCCAUCCUGUGCUGACUCCUCCCCGAGGACAGAACGCAGUGCCGGUGUCUGUCUUAAAGAGGAGCCCACCCCCUCUGGCUGUGACCCAGUCCAGGAAGGGAUCAGUGAGGGGAAUGAAGAAAGACCCACUGGUGGAGGAAGUCAAGGAAGAAGAAAAUGAUGAAGAUGUGGAGGUCGUAGCAGUAAAAAGGCCUAAAAAUGAAGAGCUAGUGCACCCUCAGUCUUUGCCCAGCCAAUCAGCCAAAGAGAUGGAGCCACUGAAAGAGGAGGAUGUGGACGAAGAAGAGGUGGAUGAGGAGGAGGAGAACGGAGUGAUGGAGGUAGAAGAUGAAAGUGGGACAGAGGAAAAGGAAAAGGAGCUGCUCAGCGGUUCUGGACGACACCACAUGCUGCCUCUCCUCUCGUCCUUGUCCUCUUUGGUUCUGUACCUCCGCCGGCUCCAGCACUCGGCCUUUUUGUCCCUGUCCCGACAGCUGCAGUCUGCAGAAGCCUGGCGCCUCCUCUGCCACUCCAGCCUGGCGCUUCUCAUCCUGUAUAACCGGCGGCGCGAGUGUGAGGUCUCCAAGCUGUCCAUAUCCGAGUAUCGUGCUCGGGUGACUCCCCAGUGCCCUGUCCCCGUCCCUCCCGGGGCUCCUCCUGCUCUCACGCCAUUGGAGGCUUCUCUCUCCCCAUUUGAGCGGCUAGUGCUUCCUCACCUCCCUAGAGUGGGAGUCCAGGGUAAGCGUGGGCGCAUCCAGCCCCUUAUCCUGCCCCCUCACUGCGAGCCCUGCCUGGAGCUCCUCCUGCAGACGCGGCAGGACGUCGGCGUGGACCCUGCAAACCCCUACGUUUUUGCCCGGCCCUACCACUCACCUGCCACGCCGCUGCGUGGCACCGACCUACUUCGCAGCCUAGCCCGCUCCAGUGGGACCCGCAACCCCCGUGCCCUGACCCAGACCAGAGUCCGCCGCCAGGUAGCCAUCCUGACCCAGCUGCUGCUUCUGGGGGAGGGAGAGGAGCCCGGGCAGCCAGGGAGCAGCGCUGUGGAGCGGCUCGAGCACUUCCUGGAGAGGGAGUACCAUGUGACACAGAAUUGCGCCGGGAUCGGCCAAGACCCAGGCCUUAUGGGCAGAGUGGGCCGAGUGGUGCUCUGUGGAGAGAGAGACGGCGUGCUGUUCAGGGGAAUGAGUCUGAACCACAUCUGUCUGGAGCUGGAUGUUAUGUCGGGUAACUCCGCAGACUCGUACUCGGAGGGAGAGUCUGAAGGGGAGCACGUGAAGGAGAAGCCCGAGACGGCCGCCACAGAUAAUGUCCCGAUCCCCCCACCUACCCUGCUGUAUGUCAGGAAGGGCAAGAACAACGGGCGGGUGGGACGACCCAAGAAGCUCAAAAACAUCCAGCCUCCGCCUCUUUCUCCAGCCCCCUCUCUACUACCACCACCCCCACCUGCGAAAAGCAGGAGAGGCUCAGGAAAGCGCGGCGUCCUGAAGCGUCCCUGGUCGGAGGCAGAGCGCGCGGCGGUGGAAGAGCACCUGACCCAGAACAUCAAUGAGCUUCGGGUCCCCGCGAAGGCCGACUGCGAGCGCUGCCUGCAGCAGUGCCCCCUGCUGGUCAGCAACCAUCGCGACUGGCGCGCCAUCAAGUUCUACUGCCACAAUCGCAUCCAGCUGCUGAAGAAAAAUCAGCGGCGGGAAAGCGAGCUCCAGCUGCCCCUCAGCGUCUGCUGAGAGACACAGAGAAGGGACAGAGAGAAAGGUGCUUCACAUCUAUUCCAGAGCAGAAUCUUAACCUGCCGUCACAAUGCUCCCGUUUCACGAGUUCCAAAUCAGUCCGUAAAUGACACGCCGCUGGUUUCUCUGGUCUUGGACGCACACUUGUCAUUUCGCUUGGAGCUCUUUAAGAGCAGGCAUCUCCGCCGAGCUGUUUGCCGUUCCAUGACCAGCGGGCGCGGUGGCCCUGGUUUUUGAGGGUGUCUGUUCAGAUCUGGGUGAAAACACUGCAUUUGGACGGGCGUCUUCAGAAACCGCUUCACCGCCCUGUGUUCUUGUACAUGAAGUUUUUUUUUCUUCUUCAUUCGUAACAAAUACACUAUACUGAAAUAUAAGCAAGGAGUGCAGCUGAUCCCUACAGUGUUGUUAGGAGCGUUGUUAAGUAGCAUUCGUCUUUUACGCUCUAGGAGACGUUGAUAGGACAAAUGGCCCUCGCUGAGGCCACACUUUCCUUCAUAGCAGCUUUAUGAUUAGAAUAGGCCUAAUUACAGCUAACAAGACAUUUCCUCAGAUAAGCUAGUUUUUCUGUUCACACAACUGUGCAAUUCUGACUAUGGUUUCACAACAUUUGGACCUUAAUCUACAUGAAAUGUUGUCAAGUUGACAAAUGAGUUGACACUCUAGAGGUUUCUAUGUUUUGUUUUUUCUUGUGCAAUGACACUUCGAGAUAGUAAAGAUAGCUUUUCAGAGUGUGUAAUUCAUGAUGGACACGAUGAAAUGGCCUCCGAAUGUUUAGAAGUUACCUAAGAUGUUGUGUUAUGUCGCAAGAUCCAGAAACAGAAGAGCUACUGUGAAUUCUGUUGUCUCUAAUCUGCUUUCCAUGUUAGUGUCCGUAGUUCCAAUCUGGCCCUGAGCAACAAUCUGGUCCUCUUUCUUUCUUUCUGUCUUUCUUUCUGUCUUUCUGUCUUUCUGUCUUUCAUGCGUGUUACCUGCUUGUUGCACAAAGCGGUAAGAAGGUGCUACAGGCCAAUAAGCUGGAUAUCACUUUAUGCCCGGAGCGGAGAUGUAAUUUGAUUGUGUUAAAGGUUGCUUUAAGAAGCGGGCAUUUAUCAGAGCAGAGAUUUUCCUUGAGUCGUCUGUGUUGUCUUUCCAGGUGGAUAGAGCUCUCCUUGUCCUUCCCAUCCCUACACACACACCACAUGCAGCUCAGUCAGAUUUGUAGUGUCACCUCGGUGUCGCUCAAAAUCUGCGUUUAUCGGACUAAAACCUCCACAUAACCUCAAAGCAGAUACUUGAACUUAUUUGAUCCUUUUGCAGAAUCUUUAAUGUUAUCUUUCUCGCUCUAGCCUGGCCAGUUUUACUGUACAUAGCAAAGAUAUUAUCAUAAUGCUAACUGGUUGUUUGUGCUAGAUACGUAGCUUUCUCCAUUUCUGAGUUAUUGCCAUUUGUACAUAUGCCUGUUUUGUAAAUACUCCUCAGAGAUUCAAAGAAGGAACACAAUGUAUGACAUGCCUUGGUUAUUGUGUUAUCUUUUUUCUUUUUUAUAAUCUUAUAAAAACCUAAAGCUCUGA
Menidia menidia (Atlantic silverside) is the source of this 4766-nucleotide messenger RNA. The record is from the annotation of a GenBank genome assembly. NCBI's taxonomy places the organism in Eukaryota, Metazoa, Chordata, Actinopteri, Atheriniformes, Atherinopsidae.